AUGGCAACAGCUUUAGCUGGUGAUGAUCUUGCACGAUCAGUCAGCAGCGGGAGGAGAUUGGCUGCGUCUGCCUCCGAACCGGUUUUCGAAAUACAGUUGGUUAAAUUAUCAACAAUGGCAACAGCUUUAGCUGGUGAUGAUCUUGCACGAUCAGUCAGCAGCGGGGGGAGAUUGGCUGCGUCUGCCUCCGGCAGCAGCCGCAGCUUCCGGGAGGCGUGGCAGGAUCAACCUGAUGUGUUCAGCCGCAGCAGACGGCAGGAUGAUGAGGAGGAGCUCUUGUGGACCGCCAUUGAGCGGCUGCCCACGUAUGAUAGGCUCCGAAAAAGCGUUUUAACGCAAGUUUUGGAAAAUGGGAAGGUUAAAGCAGAUGAAGUUGACGUGAAGAAGCUUGGUGUGGAUGAGAAGAAGCAACUGAUGGAUAGCAUUCUUGAGGUUGUUGAGGAAGACAAUGAAAGGUUUCUUAAAAGACUCAGGCAACGAACUGACAAGGUGGGGAUUGAGACACCGAAAAUCGAAGUAAGGUAUGAGCAUCUUUCUGUGGAAGGAGAUGUUUAUGUUGGGAGUAGAGCACUGCCCACUUUAUUGAAUGCUACAGUGAACACAAUUGAGGACAUUUUGGGACUAAUUUGGCUUGCCCCUAAUAAGAAGAGAAAAACUCAGAUACUAAAAGAUGUAAUCGGAAUCGUCAAACCAACCAGGAUGACACUACUUUUAGGUCCACCAGGAGCAGGCAAAACAACAUUCCUGCUUGCACUUGCUGGAAAGCUUGACGAUAAUCUUCGAAAAUCCGGAAAGAUUACUUACUGUGGGCAUGAACUGCACGAAUUUGUUCCUCAAAGAACAUGUGCUUACAUCAGUCAACAUGAUCUUCAUCACGGGGAAAUGACAGUGAGGGAGACCUUUGAUUUCUCGGGUCGAAGUUUGGGGGUUGGAACAAGAUAUAACAUUUUGGAAGAACUCUCGAGGCGAGAGAAAGAAGCAGGGAUUAAACCUGAUACUGAAAUUGAUACGUUCAUGAAAGCCACAUCAAUUUCAGGGCAAAAGACUAGUUUAGUCACAGACUACGUUCUCAAGAUACUCGGAUUAGAUAUUUGUGCCGAUGUUAUGGUUGGCGAUGAUAUGACAAGGGGUAUUUCAGGAGGACAAAAGAAACGUGUGACUACUGGAGAAAUGUUGGUCGGGCCAGCUAAAGCUCUUUUUAUGGACGAAAUAUCGACUGGAUUGGACAGUUCGACCACUUUUCAGAUUGUCAAGUACAUGAGGCAAAUGGUUCACAUCAUGGAUGUAACCAUGAUUAUUUCUCUUUUGCAACCAGCCCCAGAGACCUAUGAUCUUUUCGAUGACAUUAUCUUGCUGGCAGAAGGUCAAAUUGCGUAUCAAGGUCCAAGAGAGAAUGUGCUUGAGUUCUUCGAAUACAUGGGAUUCAAGUGCCCUGAACGGAAAGGAGUCGCUGAUUUUCUUCAAGAAGUGACGUCGAAGAAGGACCAAGAACAAUAUUGGUUCCAAAAAGACAAACCAUAUAAAUAUAUCUCAGUUUCAGAAUUUGUAGAAACCUUCAACUCUUUCCACAUUGGUCAAAAGCUUGCUGGAGAACUUAAUGUUCCUUAUGAUAAAUCCAAAGCCCAUCCAGCUGCUUUGGUGAAAGAGAAGUAUGGAAUCUCAAAUUGGGAACUAUUUCGGGCGUGCUUUUCAAGGGAAUGGCUGUUGAUGACCCGUAGUUCUUUCCUAUACAUAUUCAAGACUGCCCAAAUAACACUUAUGGCAAUUAUAGCCUUCACAGUUUUCUUCAGGACAAAGAUGCCUCAUGGACAAUUAACCGAUGGAGGGAAAUUCUUUGGAGCCCUUUUCUUCAGUCUUAUUAAUGUGAUGUUUAAUGGGAUGGCUGAACUUUCAAUGACAGUCUUUAGGCUUCCUGUCUUCUAUAAACAAAGAGAUUUCUUGUUCUACCCAGCAUGGGCUUUUGGAUUGCCAAUUUGGAUCCUUAGGAUCCCCCUAUCUUUCAUGGAAUCUGCACUUUGGAUCAUUUUUACGUAUUACACAAUUGGAUUCGCUCCAGCUGCUGGAAGGUUCUUUCGGCAAUUCUUGACAUUCUUCAGUAUACAUCAAAUGGCCCUUGGUCUAUUCCGAUUCAUUGCCGCAGUUGGAAGAACUCAGGUUGUCGCAGGCACGUUGGGGACCUUCACUUUGCUGGUAGUGUUCGUGCUUGGUGGUUUCAUAGUAGCCAAAGAUGACCUCAAGCCAUGGUUGAAAUGGGCCUAUUAUGCUUCUCCUAUGAGUUAUGGCCAGAAUGCAAUAGUCAUGAAUGAAUUUCUUGACAAAAGAUGGAGUACACCAAAUAUAGACCCCCGAUUCAGUGCACCUACGGUCGGAAAAGUCCUCCUCCAGUCUAGGAGCUUCUACACAGAAGAUUAUAUGUUUUGGGUUUGCCUUGGAGCACUCUUUGGCUUUUCAAUUCUCUUUAACAUUCUAUUUAUUGCAGCUUUGACUUUCUUAAAUCCUUUAAGUGAUUCAAACACUAUUGUAUUGGAUGAAAAUGAGAGCAAAAAGAGGAAAAAGAAGAAGUCAAGUGGAAAAAAUGUGACAGGAGCAACUGAAGGUGUUGAUAAGGAAGUGAAACACGCUUCAACCAGUUCAAACUCGACUGCUGACUCUGCUGAUCAUGCAACUAAAAAAGGAAUGGUCUUGCCCUUCCAGCCUCUUUCACUUGCUUUCAAUCAUAUAAACUACUUUGUCGACAUCCCUGGUGAAAUGAAAGCUCAAGGGAUUGAAGGUGAUCGUCUCCACCUAUUACGAGAUGUCAGUGGAAGUUUCAGACCAGGGGUAUUAACAGCACUUGUUGGUGUUAGUGGUGCCGGAAAGACAACCUUAAUGGAUGUCUUAGCAGGACGAAAGACUGAAGGUUACAUUGAAGGAACUAUAAGCAUUUCGGGUUACCCAAAGAAUCAGGAAACAUUUGCAAGGAUUAGUGGAUACUGCGAACAGAACGAUAUCCAUUCACCUCAUGUUACAGUUUAUGAAUCCGUGUUGUACUCUGCAUGGCUGCGUCUUCCUUCAGAUGUGAAAAAGAACACUCGCGAGAUGUUUGUAGAAGAAGUAAUGGAAUUGGUUGAGCUAAACCCGAUAAGAAAUUCGUUAGUAGGACUUCCUGGAGUUGAUGGACUCUCGACUGAACAGAGGAAGAGGCUAACAAUUGCAGUCGAGUUGGUUGCAAACCCGUCCAUCAUCUUCCUGGAUGAACCAACAUCUGGUCUUGAUGCUAGAGCUGCGGCCAUAGUUAUGCGUACAGUGAGAAAUACAGUGGAUACAGGCAGAACUGUCGUCUGCACAAUUCACCAACCAAGCAUAGAUAUUUUCGAAGCUUUUGAUGAAGCUAUUCCUGGGGUUCCUAAGAUUAAAGAAGGGUAUAAUCCAGCUACCUGGAUGCUGGAAAUCAGCGCUCCAGUAGUUGAAGGUCAUCUUGGAGUCGAUUUUGCAGAUAUUUAUGCCAAUUCAUCCCUUUAUAAGAGUAAUCAAGAACUUGUGAAAGAACUGAGUUCCCCACCACCAGGUUCAAAGGACCUCUAUUUCCCAACGAAGUACUCUCAACCCUUUCUUACUCAGUGCAAAGCUUGUUUCUGGAAGCAGUAUUGGGGUUAUUGGAGGAAUCCACAGUAUAACGCUAUUCGUAUUUUCACUACAAUUGUCAUUGGAAUUAUAUUUGGUGUCAUAUUUUGGAACAAGGGACCGAAGAUCCAAAAACAACAAGAUCUUCAGAACCUUUUGGGAGCGAUAUACUCUGCUGUUCUCUUCUUAGGAGCCACAAAUGGUACUUCUGUGCAAAGUGUCGUUUCUAUAGAGAGAACGGUGUUCUAUCGCGAAAGAGCAGCAGGAAUGUAUUCACCAUUGCCUUAUGCUUUUGCUCAGGUGGCAGUCGAGAUAAUCUACGUAGUAGUGCAAACUUUUAUCUACACCGUUCUGCUCUUCACGAUGAUUGGAUUUGAGAUGAAAGCUGUGAAAUUCCUCUGGUUCUACUAUUUCAUCUGCAUGUGCUUCAUCUACUUCACUCUGUAUGGGAUGAUGUUCAUCGCGCUUACCCCAGGUCUCCAAAUUGGUUCCAUUACAGCAUCUUUCUUCCUCAGCUUUUGGAACUUGUUCUCCGGUUUCCUCAUUCCUAGGACGCAAAUCCCGACAUGGUGGAGGUGGUACUACUGGGGUUCGCCCGUGGCCUGGACAAUUAACGGGCUUGUGACAUCUCAAGUUGGUGAUAAAUCUACACCGCUUGAUGUACCUGGAGCUGGUACUACAACAGUAAAGGCAUAUCUGAAAGCAACAUUGGGCUAUGAACAUGAUUUUCUACCAGUUGUUGCAGUAAUGCACUUAGUUUUUGUGGUUUUAUUUUUGUUUGUUUUUGCAUUUGGCAUUAAAUUCCUCAACUUCCAGAGGAGGUGA
Fraxinus pennsylvanica is the source of this 4428-nucleotide messenger RNA. The record is from the annotation of a GenBank genome assembly. Lineage: Eukaryota; Viridiplantae; Streptophyta; Magnoliopsida; Lamiales; Oleaceae.